AUGUUGCGAACCGGCCGAUUGAUGUUGAGAGACGUGGAGGAUGUGGAGAAGCGUUGGAUGCUGGAGUACUGGCGGCCGUUGGGUCGGAAGGAGUAUGACGUGUUGGCGUCGCGUGUAGAACGGGGUCCGGGUGUGGAGCAGGGUCCGGGUGCAAAUUUGGCGGUGAGCAACCUCUUGACUCGAACCCGGGAUGUGAAGGUUGGGCGCGAGGGCUCGUCUUCGGGGACGAUGACGGAGGCGUCGAAUCCCCAAGUUUUGGACCAGUCGCCGUGGCCGGUGUACGUGCCUACGUUGAGCGUGCUCACGUGGCUUGCGAAGCGACAUCGGCGGCGGACGAGACCGAGUGUGUUUAAUGACAAGUUCUUGGCGUACCGCGCGCUCCACGAUUCGAUUCCAGAGCCCGUCUGGUGGCGAAUGCGCACCGUCGGCCUCGAACACUUCGCCAGGUGCGCGCUAGCCUAUGUGGAGCUCGGGGCCAUUAUCUCCUACUACUACCUGUCACCGUACGGCUUGGUAGGCUCCGACGUUGGGAAGUACGUGGCGAAACAACUUCGCUCCAAUCUCGGUUCCCGCAAACCCCGCAACUGGAUCGUGGGCUGUCUUCUACAGCACGCACAGGCUCCCCUAGAAAAACUGAUCGAGUUCUGCACCGCACAACUAGAGUUUAACCCCGCACCACCAGUACAAAAUAAUCGACAGCUCGAGUGCAUCAAGCGCAGCGCAUCCUACUUCGCACGCCGUGGCACAUGCCCCAAGAAACUACUUCGUAACAACCUCCGCAACCUCCCCACCGUCACGAUCGCCGAAUUCGCCCUCAUCAAAAGUGUAUCCGUUGACGGCAAAUCAAUCGCGACGACUCCGGCCCGAUCGCCUUCCAAGGCCCGGAGACAAACCAACGCUGCAACCAACGCGGCGGGAACCAGGGCGACUGGAACGGGCGCCGAAGAGCCGGCCAUCAAAAUGGGCUUUGAGGCGGUAUACAUUAAAGAGGAACCGUGGGACGAGGAACCGUGGGGCGAGGAACCGUGGGGCGAGGAGCCGUGGGACGAGGAGCCGUGGGACGAGGAGCCGCACAAAAUGGCUGGACCGGGCGCGGAAGAGCCGGAGACCAUGAUGGACUUUGAGGCGGCAUGCAUUAAAGAGGAGCCACAGGAUGAGCCGGCUCAAGCACAGUUCGAAAUGGUACGGCCCAAGAUUGAGGAAGUGUACGUCAGGGGCGAACCCGAGAAGAUAGUUAAGCGUUUCAGGAGGGUGGUGGAAGGCUAG
Molecule: messenger RNA, 1266 nt
Organism: Gregarina niphandrodes
Lineage: Eukaryota; Apicomplexa; Conoidasida; Eugregarinorida; Gregarinidae
Exons: 1
Coding region: 1-1266 (421 amino acids)
Source: RefSeq, a predicted model, not a curated record